AUGAACCUUGUCACAACCAUUAUUUGCAUCGCCACAGCCCUUUGCAUCAUCCUCGCUAUUGUCUCCUUUUGACUCCCGCAAAUGAAUCCCGACCACGAGAAACUCUCCCCCUACGAAUGCGGUUUUGAUCCACUAGGAAGUGCCCGAUUACCCUUCUCACUCCGAUUCUUUCUAGUCGCCAUCCUUUUCCUCCUUUUUGACCUAGAAAUUGCUCUUCUCCUUCCCCUCCCUUGAGGGGAUCAACUAACAAGCCCAUUAACUACAUUCCUUUGAGCCUCCGCUGUCCUAAUUCUCCUUACAUUGGGGCUUAUCUAUGAGUGAACCCAAGGAGGCCUCGAAUGGGCCGAAU
Molecule: messenger RNA, 349 nt
Organism: Micropterus dolomieu (smallmouth bass)
Lineage: Eukaryota; Metazoa; Chordata; Actinopteri; Centrarchiformes; Centrarchidae
Source: the annotation of a RefSeq genome assembly